GUCCCCGUCUCACCGCACUGCCUUGCCCCCUACUCUGCCUCGCUUAGCUUAGCCGCCGCUGCUACGCACUCUCGCCGUCCUUGUUCCCGCGUCGCUCUGCUCGCGAUGGCGUCCCGCGUUGCAGUGCUGCUCGUGGCCGUGGCGGCCGUGCUGUUCGCCGCGGCGUCGGCGCAGGAGAUGGACCUGGGCGUGCCGCCCGCGCCGGCGCCCGACACGGGCGCGGCAGCGGGGGCCGCGGCGUCGGUCCUGGCCGUGGCUUGCUCUGCCGUCUUCUUCAUCCUCGUCGCCGGUGGCCUCGUGCAGUAGGCGCUGCCGUCGACGUGGUGGCUAGCUGCUGGUUCGGGGUCAGGCGGAGCCCUGUUCGAUCGUUUUCGCCUUAGUUAGUAGUAGAAGUAGCAGUCAUGGGCUGUGUUGAUUGUGUCCCUGUCUCCCCCUGGUGGGCGUUGUGAUCUUGUGCUAUUGCUUAUUCUUUUUGUACCAUACUGCAUUGUUCGACGUAUACCUUGUGUUGAGGCGUGUGUUGUAUGAAUAAAGACGAUGGAUCUCGUUCGUCAA
This is a messenger RNA of Zea mays, 555 nucleotides long. RefSeq lists its product as uncharacterized. The coding region runs from base 106 to 306 and encodes 66 amino acids. Lineage: Eukaryota; Viridiplantae; Streptophyta; Magnoliopsida; Poales; Poaceae. The record is from RefSeq and is marked validated. The transcript has a single exon.